AUGCGCGCGACCGGUCGCCGCGCGCCCGUGCUGACGCCUGCGCAGAUCGCGUGGAGCUGGAAAUUAGGCUAGCAGCUGCCCCUCGGGAGGCCGCGGGAGCUUCGGGUGUCGGACCGUGUGUGGGAGUCGGGCAUCACCGCCUUUUGACGGCAAGCUCAAUCACAACUCGGGAGCACUUCACAGUGCAAAAUGGCAGAGAACGACGUGGACAAUGAGCUCUUGGAUUAUGAAGAUGACGAGGUGGAGAACCAGGCAGCAGGCGACGCCUCGGAGGCACCCCUUAAGAAGGAUGUGAAGGGCUCCUACGUGUCCAUACACAGCUCGGGUUUCCGAGACUUCCUGCUGAAACCAGAGCUGUUGCGUGCGAUUGUUGAUUGCGGCUUCGAGCACCCCUCUGAAGUGCAACACGAGUGUAUUCCUCAAGCGAUUCUGGGCAUGGAUGUGUUGUGCCAGGCCAAAUCUGGCAUGGGAAAGACAGCGGUGUUCGUCUUGGCCACUCUACAACAGCUCGAACCUGUCACAGGCCAAAUUUCAGUCCUGGUGAUGUGUCACACUCGAGAACUGGCUUUCCAAAUCAGCAAGGAGUAUGAGCGGUUCUCAAAGUACAUGCCAAGCGUGAAGGUUGCUGUGUUUUUUGGUGGGCUCUCCAUCAAGAAGGACGAGGAGCUGCUGAAGAAGAACUGCCCGCACAUAGUGGUGGGCACCCCGGGCAGGAUUCUGGCACUGGCUCGCAACAAGUCCCUGAACCUCAAGCACAUCAAGCAUUUCAUCCUGGACGAAUGCGACAAGAUGCUGGAGCAGCUCGACAUGCGUCGAGAUGUCCAGGAAAUCUUUCGCAUGACCCCUCAUGAAAAGCAGGUCAUGAUGUUCAGUGCCACCUUAAGCAAGGAGAUUCGUCCAGUUUGCCGCAAGUUCAUGCAAGAUCCAAUGGAGAUCUUUGUGGACGAUGAGACGAAGCUCACUCUGCACGGCCUGCAGCAGUACUAUGUGAAGCUGAAGGACAAUGAGAAGAACCGGAAGCUCUUUGACCUGCUGGACGUGCUGGAAUUCAACCAGGUGGUGAUCUUUGUGAAAUCGGUGCAGCGUUGCAUUGCUCUGGCACAACUCUUGGUGGAGCAGAACUUUCCCGCCAUAGCAAUCCACAGAGGCAUGCCGCAGGAGGAGAGGCUGUCCCGAUACCAACAAUUCAAGGAUUUCCAGCGGCGGAUACUGGUAGCCACCAAUCUGUUUGGCCGGGGUAUGGACAUCGAGCGGGUGAACAUCGUGUUCAACUACGACAUGCCGGAAGACUCAGACACCUACUUGCACAGGGUGGCGAGAGCUGGUCGGUUUGGGACCAAGGGGCUGGCCAUCACCUUUGUGUCGGAUGAGAAUGAUGCCAAGAUCCUGAAUGACGUGCAGGACCGGUUCGAGGUGAACAUUAGUGAGCUGCCUGAUGAGAUCGACAUCUCCUCAUACAUUGAGCAGAGCAGAUAGAUGUGAGACCACACAUCCCGCUUUUAUUGCCAUGGGUUGAAGAUCGCCAAGUCUGACACUGCGGACCACACCAUUUUACAUUGAUGUGCGUUCACCAGCAUUGACAAUGGAAAUGGCUGAAUGUAAAUACCAUGUGUUUAGCUGCACUUGACAAGUGACAUAAUUCCGUAUAGUUUCAUAGACUAUUUUUAGAAUUAUUUUCCCACCUUCCUUUAUUUGUGGUGAACUGUGUUUGCAUGGAGAUUUUGAGUGGCAUUUACACUACAUUAUCCUUACCUGGCGCCGAGUAUUUGAGUAGAAAAUGUGUUCCAGUGAUAACAAUUAAAGAGAAAAAAAUCCUUGGUACCAGGAACUUGUGUUGUUCAUCAUCUCUGUUACCCCUCGUGCCCUCUCCUGAAGGCUUUUGCUGAGGUUUCCACUGGAUGACUACUCUCUGCGCAAGGACUGAGAAGCCAGUCAGGUUUUGCAGACAGCUCUGGACCUUCUUUCCCAUCCUCAUGAGGGACAAGCCCCAACGCCCUGGGCAGUGUUUUUAUAAUUCCUCCCAUUUCAUACCUGGCUUUACUUGAGGGCAGAUGGACCCAGCAACAGCCAAGAUCAAACAACAAGGUGAUGCUAAGUCAAUUUGACUGAAAAGAUUGAACACAGUGCCUAUUAAUGAU
Hypanus sabinus (Atlantic stingray) is the source of this 2138-nucleotide messenger RNA. Its product is annotated as spliceosome RNA helicase DDX39B. Gene Ontology annotation, molecular function: RNA helicase activity; RNA binding; ATP binding. The record is from RefSeq and is a predicted model, not a curated record. The transcript has 11 exons. Gene Ontology annotation, biological process: mRNA splicing, via spliceosome; mRNA export from nucleus. Lineage: Eukaryota; Metazoa; Chordata; Chondrichthyes; Myliobatiformes; Dasyatidae. The coding region runs from base 190 to 1476 and encodes 428 amino acids.